AUGGAUCCUCCAACGCCAGUGGUAUAUCUCUUACCAACACGCUUGAGUUCUGAUGAGCUGCGCCUGUUGGCAGACAGGGCAGCAAGUAUCGUCCAGCUGACCCAGGUCGCCAGUGAAGCAGAUUUCAUUGUUGGAAAGGGUAUAUUAUCAGUCACCCAAAGACUGCGGGCCCAGUUUGAGCUGCGGAAGUUGAAAUUAUCCGCCGAAGAGGCAUCAUCUUCAGCCGGCAAGCCAGAUUCGAGUCCCAGGGCAAAGAGACGAAAGAUUUCCUGUCUCGAGGAUUAUGCAUUCCGCAGCAGCUCGCUCGAAGACUCCGGCGAUGAGCACAUACAGCCUCAGGAGUCAUCCACCACGGCUGCGAGGUCGGUUGUUCGUCUUGACUGGCUGCAAGACUCACUGGCGAAGGGCAGCUUGGUAGACUGCAGGGACUAUUUGGUAUAUACGGCCCGCAGAGCGCCAGCACCCCCAGCGCCAGAACUGUACAAGGCAGUCGAGUCCCCUACGACAUUCGGUUUACCGCAACGAUCCCAGCAAUCUGCAGCAGGAUCUCAGGCCUCAGCUUCUUCAUACUCGCUGUCUCGACGGCGGGAAGGCACGGGUCACCACCACAAGGCCCCGCCUCUACUGGCUCAGUCCACAACAGAAGAAAAUGCCGUUGCUGAAUUGCCACCAGUUCCUGAGUACUUGCACACAAAGUACUCGUGCCAACGAGCAACAGUCGUCCAUCCACCAAACGAAGCAUUCAUCGAAAAGCUAAAGGAGGUCAGGGAACUCAGGUCUAUCAAAGGAAACGUGGUUGGCGUAAGAGCAUAUUCUACUGCGAUUGCGUCCUUGUCAGCCUACCCCUAUCGAUUGCAAAGCCCUGCUGAAGUGCGAAGGCUACCGGGCUGUGGCGAUAAGUUCGCCUUCCUGUUCUCGGAAUUCCAAGACUCUGGCGAGCUGCCCGAGAUCCGCAAUGCAGCCUCAGACGUGAAGCUGACGGCGAUAAAGACCUUCACCGAUGUCUUUGGAGUCUCCGCCGUCACGGCCGAAAGCUUCUACAGGAGAGGCUGGCGAGACCUCGACGACAUAGUUGAAUACGGUUGGAACACCAUCACUAGGUCACAGCAAAUCGGUGUCAAAUACUACGAGGAAUUUCUGAUGAAGAUACCGAGGCCGGAGACCGACUCCAUUGCGGCAACAGUUCUGCAGCAUGCGAACAGCAUACGAGAAGGCUUCCGGAUGACGGUGGUUGGAGGAUACCGCAGAGGAAAGUCAAUGAGCGGUGACGUUGACAUCAUGUUGAGCCAUCGCGAUGAAGACGCCACGCACAACUUCAUCAACAAGUUAGUCAUCAGCCUUGAAAAUGAAAAGUACAUCACCCACACUCUUACCAUGAGCGCUCACAAUAGUGAGCGAAACCAGAGGCCAACAAGUUUCAAAUCAUCAGCACCCGGGGGCACAGGGUUUGACACCCUCGACAAGGCCCUCGUGGUCUGGCAGGACCCCGUGUUCGAACCCGGUGAAGCUGAGCCAAAGAAUCCAAACCCUCACCGCAGGGUAGACAUCCUCAUCAGCCCGUGGAAGACGGUCGGCUGCGCGGUGUUGGGCUGGAGCUCUGAGACAACGUUCCAGCGCGACCUCCGUCUCUACUGCAAGUAUGAGAGGAACCUCAAGUUCGACAGCAGCGGUAUCAGGUCGCGCCAGCCUCCGUACGACUGGGUGGACCUGGAAGACGGCGGCAAGGGGCCUGCACCGACGAUGGAGGAGGCAGAGAAGAGGGUAUUUGAGGGCCUGGGACUCGUAUUCAGGGCCCCACGCGAGAGGUGUACCGGAUGAAACGCUGUCCCGGAGGCUUCAAGUACACGGAAUCCGCCUGUGAGGUACCCAUUCAGACAGCACUGGCAGGUUUCGUGACAGACUUGACAGUGGCUAGCGUACUAUCUCUAGAAGCCACUCAACUGCGUGGUAAAAAGUCACGCCUUUGCUUGGAGAAUUGACGUGCCUUCAGCUAACCUGUUGGUUGCGCCGAG
Diaporthe batatas is the source of this 2012-nucleotide messenger RNA. RefSeq lists its product as uncharacterized. The transcript has 4 exons. Gene Ontology annotation, biological process: double-strand break repair via nonhomologous end joining. Gene Ontology annotation, cellular component: nucleus. The record is from RefSeq and is a predicted model, not a curated record. The coding region runs from base 1 to 1818 and encodes 605 amino acids. NCBI's taxonomy places the organism in Eukaryota, Fungi, Ascomycota, Sordariomycetes, Diaporthales, Diaporthaceae. Gene Ontology annotation, molecular function: DNA binding; DNA-directed DNA polymerase activity.